Telopea speciosissima is the source of this 662-nucleotide messenger RNA. Its product is annotated as COX assembly mitochondrial protein 2 homolog. The transcript is spliced from 5 exons. Bases 259 to 507 code for a protein of 82 amino acids. The record is from RefSeq and is a predicted model, not a curated record. Gene Ontology annotation, cellular component: mitochondrion. NCBI's taxonomy places the organism in Eukaryota, Viridiplantae, Streptophyta, Magnoliopsida, Proteales, Proteaceae.
AAUUGCUUGCUUUCGCAGCUACUUUUGCCCUUCGCCCUCGUUUCUCAAACGAUUUAACGCUUACCCAUAUCCCCUGAAACGCGGCGAAGGACGAGCUUUGUGCUCCGAUUGAUAGCCCACCAUAGUCGAGCUCUUGGAUCUUCAAUCGCUUCUCAAACUUCUCUCACAGGGAUAUUCAAUCAGUACUCCUGCUCUUGAAGAAUUGCUGGAAACCAUCAGCUACUAUCAGUGUAGCAAGGUUCCAGUUACUGGCUGAGAAUGCAUCCUCCUUUGACAUUACACAGGCACCCAAUGUGUGCUGAAAUUAUUGAACAGUUUCAAAAAUGUCAUGUUGACCAUCCUGUUUUAAAAUUCCUUGGAGAGUGUACAGAACUGAAAAUUAAGCUCGAUCGCUGUUUCAGAGAAGAAAAAGCUUUGAAGCGAAAAGAGAACUUUGAGCAGAGUCAGAAGCUGAAGGAGAGGCUACAAGCUCACAGGAGGGUACUUGCAGAGAAAAACCAAGAAUAAGUAAAUAGUUUUACAAUUUGAUGAUGAGAGACUAGUUCAAAGCUGUGAAUAUUAUUAUUAUUAAUUUUUUUAUACAAGUGUUCAAACCAUCAAAAGUCACAUUGAUUAUUAAGGUUGAAGGAAAUCCAUUCAAGGGGAACAAGAAAGGUUAUUUA